GUAGGCCUAAUAUUCGCGCCUGCAUGGACUUGUUUUCAUUCCGUCCGAUUAUAAAUCCACUUUCCGUCCUACAAAUACGUCUUUAAACGCCGAUUCUUUUAGUUUAUUAUUUUUAGUUUAGCUUUUACGUUGCUCUUAAGAAUUAUAGUAUGGAAGGAAAUCGUCAACCAGAAAAACUGAACAUAAGUCUGCUGAACUUCGAAGAUCCAAAGUUCGAAGAAAGUAAAUAUGUUCUAACAAGCCCCAGAUCGCUGGAAGCUUGCGCCAGGCUUAACUUUAAGCCCGUUGAACUUUUGAGGAAGCCUCUGCGGGAUUUUCAAGAGGAAUUGUUGCCGAAAGGCAUACCCACGUGUACAAUAUUCGACUUGUACGAUGAACACGAGAAAGAAAGGAUAAGUAAACUGCGGCUAUGUCUAGAAGAAAGACAAAGAAUUGUCGAAGAGAAUUAUCUGAACGAUGGAAUUCAAACAAUUACGAUUCCGUCUAGCGACUCGGGAAAUUCUUCAAAUAUCGAUAACAACGAAAUAGAUGAAAUUCUCGAUACUGGUAGUCUACAAAGAAAGAGAACUGCAUGGGUAACUUCAUACGGCCAUAAAAGGAUUUCGGCAGAAGAAGUUAAUGAAAGAGCUUUGCAAGAUCAUAAUAGGGAAAUUGAAAAGAGAGAAAAGUUAUCAAAAGCUUAUGAUUCAACUAGCAUAAAGGUCAAAGAGAACAGCAAUUCUGUUAAGAGAAGGAACCCCUUAAAGAAUGGAAAGGUUGGUGGAAAAACAUCAAAAGGAAAAUUAGGAAUGCACUCUGUUGAAAGAUUGACGAACGCUCAAAUUGAGUAUAAUCCGGGAAUAAGAAAAAUAAGAAACGAAGAUCUUAAUGAGAGUAAACACGAGAAUGCAGAAGAAAAAAAACAUUCUUUCAGUUUUAAGAGACUAAAGGAAAAAUUUCAAAAGCUUAGUGCUCAUCAUAGAUCGGAUCAGGAGGAUAGUUAUAAUAGUAUUCCUCCUACCCAAGAGGAAAUUCAUGCGCAACUGGAAAUACAAAGACCAAAAUCACCAGAUGAUGCCGAUUCGGCUAUAUGUGAUUGUGAUAAUGAAGUUAAUGAUGAAUACUGGAUAAAUCAAUCGCAAAUACAUUGCUCCUUAUGCCGCAUUAUUAAUAUGGAUGAGAAGGAUAGCGGUAAUUUCUCAUUAUUCUCUCUAAAUGAGGCAAAUCCUCAAAUGAGGCGAUUCCUACAGGACUUGGAUAUUACUAGGAACCGUCCCGUAUUGAAAUUAAAUCGUAUUUGCAUCGAUUCGGUUGAUACAAAAGAAAUACCAAUAUGGAGAAAGAAGACGCCCAUUUUAAAGGGCUUACCAGGGCUAUUACCCAGAAAGAAGAUUCCAAUGCUGGGUCAAGAGCAACAAGGAGGAAAGCGUAGAGUCAAGUACCGAGCUAAAAAAAAGAUUAGUAAUGCAACUUGUGAAAAGGGCGAAAAAUUGCCCACGAAUCAAGAAUUAAUGCCUUUAAAAGGCCUAAACUGGCGGCAAAAGCUAAUGGAUUGGUACGAGCGAAACAUUCUUGAAUCGGUUAUCACAAAACGUGCAAGCCGACAAAACUUUUCCAUAAACUUAAAAGGCGUAAAGAAUAGCUGCUACCGACCUGAAAAUAUUAGAAUGUUUAAUUCAAAAAGCCCUUUAACUCUGCCUGUUAGUAUGUCAGGAAGAAGAGACAGACGAAAGCAGGAAAGACUUUCCAAGGCGAAAAAUUCACCAAGGCAGAUAGAGGAAGUUGAAAAUUCAACCCGUAGACGUUUAGUUUCUAAUUCCCCGUCUAGUCGGAGUCAAAGUACGACCGAUCUUACCUCAGCCGGACAUGUAACCAAAGAAAAUUCUACUUCCGGCAAAAAGGGGAGACGAAGCGUCGAUGCGGCGCCAAGAGUAAUUCAGCGUUCCGUGUCAAUGACUUAUAAACCUCAACUAAGUGCCAAAAGUGCUAAUGACAGAAAAAUAAUAGAAAUAAUGAAAGCCAGACGAGAAGGCGAAGCUGUUGAUAAUAAAAAACGGGAACGAGCGAGGAUCCAGAGAGAAAAGGAAGCCGAAACUAGAGUAUCGACGGAAAGCCUACGAAGUCGUAGCAAUUCAGAAUUUCACCUAUUGAGGGAAGCCCGAGCGGCCAAAGUAGAAGAAGCCAGGAAGAGAAUGGAGGAAGAAGAACGACGAGAGAAAUUUGCUGCAGUUGUUGAAAAAGAGUAUCGUGUAGAGUCGACUCUAAGAAGACAAGCUAGCAUUAGGGAAUCAAAAAUGGAUAGACAAAGAAAAUUAAGCGAAGACCGUAAAAAAUUGCAAGAGCACAGAAAGGGAGAACUUGAACAGCAGGAGAAAGAGAGUAUGGAAGCGGCUAUUAAGAAACGAGAGAUUAGUUUGAAAAGGGCACAAUCGUUAAAGGAGCAAAGAGAACUGCAAAUUAGUGAGCAACGAAAGCAACGCGCUCAACAAAGCCAACGACUGUUUGAAGAUCGUAAUGAGGAUUUGCACUGUAAACAAAAGGAUACGAAAGAAGAUCUAGAGAAUAAGUUAAAUAAGAAAUUAAAAAUUGCUGAAGAGAAGAGAAGCACUCUUCAUCAGCAAAAAGUUAACGAACUCAAAAAGAGCAAGCAAGACUUGGACAUUAGAAUGUAUCGAAAUAAGGAAAAACAGCAAAAGGAAAAAAGAGAAAUGGAAAUAUUAAGAAAGAACGAAUUGCUACUAAAAGAAAAGCAAGCUCAAGAAGCCAAGUUGAAGGCUGAACGAAAUUCUGAGGAAAAAAUGUUGCGGGCUCAAAGAGAUAGGCUGAGGAGGGAGAGGCUACUAACUGAUAAUAAAAAGAAAAUUGAUAAAAAUGAAGGCGAACGAUUGAACAGUAUUAAAAAAUAUAUCGAACAAAAAGACUCUCGAAGUCGAUUAAUAGCUAAAGAAAAGGAGGAAGCGGUAACCAAAUCAAGGAACUUGGCCCUACAAUCGAAACAGGAAAGAGAAGAAAUUAAGAAAAAGUAUACUGUCAAUGAUUUCGCUGAUAAGGCUUCAAGAGCUGAAUUGGACGCACGAAUCGACAUGUCAUCUAGAUCAUUUACAGAACUAUGUUUCAUCUAG
Messenger RNA from Dimorphilus gyrociliatus, 3101 nucleotides. NCBI's taxonomy places the organism in Eukaryota, Metazoa, Annelida, Polychaeta, Dinophilidae. The record is from the annotation of a GenBank genome assembly.